Molecule: messenger RNA, 8607 nt
Organism: Mugil cephalus (flathead mullet)
Lineage: Eukaryota; Metazoa; Chordata; Actinopteri; Mugiliformes; Mugilidae
Product: interferon-induced very large GTPase 1-like
Exons: 21
Coding region: 1704-8300 (2198 amino acids)
Molecular function (GO): GTP binding
Source: RefSeq, a predicted model, not a curated record
AUCUCUUAGUGUUAGUCUUAAGCCUAUAUUGCAGCAAAUGGAGGAAUUUAGUCAGUGAUUGAGGAGAGGGAUCCAGUCAGUGAAUGCUACUGAUCUACUGAUUCGCGUUGCGUCACUGACUCGAGUCAGUUCGUGAACGGAUCACUAACUGAUUCGUUCUCCAAGUGAACCAGUUCACUGCAGGUCGCGAGUCAGCCUCUGUGUCAUUGCCGACCAUUGGUGCCAACACAGAGUCUGAGAUGCCGGAAGCCCCGCCCGCUGAAAGAGCUUUCUGGACCAAACGACUUUGGGGAACGGAACACACAUUGUUUUACUUACUGACUACGUUACUGACUGACGCGAUGAACGAAUCAAUUGAACGAAUCAUUUUAAUGAACUGAUUCGAGUGAUUCGGUACAGUAAAAAGAACGAUUGUUCCCAUCACUACCUCUCCUCGGAGAGAGCCCGGUGGUCACCUGUUCGCCCAGCCUUUGAAACAGGUAUCACAUGUAUAAUGUCUUUACGUUCGUUGCAAAGUGUCCCAAUUAAAAUCAGUAGGAGAGUAAGCAGCAGUUGUGUUUCGUGUUUUUUUGUUCACUUUUAACGAUACAGAACAGCUCGGACAAGAAACUGCUUCUGAGCUAACGACCGGAGAUUUCACUCAGCAGUACGUAAGUGCGCAUGCGCAUCCACAUGUACCGAAACACAGCGGUUGCUAUGAAUUAAUACGUUUGAUUUAAUGCACUGGGACUUCCACAACUGGUCCACAGACGUCAAGAAACGCCGCUUGCGCCAGGACAGGACGAACAAUAGAUUACACCAACGAAAUUCCACAAAUUCUUGUGGUUCGCUGAAACACUUUCAACAUGAUUUGCAUAUCUGUCAGUCAUCACACAUUUUAAAUAAAAAUGGAGAGAAAGGGUUAGGGUUAGUAUAUUGAAAUGUUUUUUUUUUUGUUUGUUUGUUUGGGUUUUGACUUUGCUAUUUUAAAAUGCAUGAAGUGAAAGAGAGAUGAAGGUUUUUGUUACAGUACCGGCAAAAUUUAAAACUACUUUCACCCCUAGUUUUAGCUUUGAUUUACAAAUGUGAUCUGUUACAUGAAGCAGUCUGACUUCUCUAACGGUAACUUUGUGCUGCUUGCUUUAGACAUCAGGAGGCCGAACAAGGUAGAAAUGAGUUUGAUAUGAAAAAGGCGUUUUUAGUUGUUGAACUCUUCCUUUUUGGGAAUAUCUGCAAAUUAUUAACCAGUCAGUUCUCUCUGUGUUAAGAGUCCUGUCCUUCUCCUCAUCAGACACCAGUUUUUAUGGCUGUGAAUAUUCCUCUCUUCAUAUUCAUGCCCGUUGGUGUUUAUUUUUAUAUUUCUUUUGUUUAUUCAGCACAUUAUUUGUGUUUUUUGUGCUAGUUUCAUAUUUUUGUAUUUGUAUUUCAGGUUCAAGUAAAUCUCAUCUUAUGUUUGUAGACUUCCUCCUGCUAACCCUCUUUUAAACUGAAACGUAACACCCCAUUUAUUUAUGCCUUUUAAAAAUAUUUAUCUUUACCAUGUUCAGGCACAUUAAAUAUAAACAUAAAAUAUGACAUGAAUAUGAAAUGUGAAAAUAUUUUUCAUGAAGUGAGAAUGGUUUUCUCAAUAACAGUGUUGUAGGCUGAUCAUAAAUUAAUUGUUUCUACUAUGUGUCUCCACAGCCCGGUUGGAGGAGAGUACAGCUGACACCAAGCCUGAUCCAAUGAAUGAUGAAGCUCAGCACUCAGAGACGAAGGACACAACAAGAGGGGUGACUGAAACAAAGUCUGCAUCAACUGCAAGCAAAGACAAAACAGUUGGAGAGGUGAAACAUUCAGUUGAAAUCAAGGGUAAUGUACUGAGUGAACCUGAUGGAGCUGAAAUCAAGGUUUCAUCUGAAACUGAGGAAGAAGAUGAAAAGCAGAUGGAAGCGAGUAAUGACAACAUAGCAGGAGGAGGAGGAGAGUCAGAAACCAAAUGUGAGACUGAUAAAAAAGUCCAGUUGGAGGAGAGUACAGCUGACACCACGCCUGAUCCAAUGAAUGAUGAAGCUCAGCACUCAGAGACGAAGGACACAACCACAGGAGAGGAAACAAAGUCUGCAUCAACUGAAAGCAAAGACAAAACAGUUGGAGAGGUGAAACAUUCAGUUGAAAUCAAGGGUAAUGUACUGAGUGAACCUGAUGGAGCUGAAAUCAAGGUUUCAUCUGAAACUGAGGAAGAAGAUGAAAAGCAGAUGGAAGCGAGUAAUGACAACAUAGCAGGAGGAGGAGGAGAGUCAGAAACCAAAUGUGAGACUGAUAAAAAAGUCCAGUUGGAGGAGAGUACAGCUGACACCACGCCUGAUCCAAUGAAUGAUGAAGCUCAGCACUCAGAGACGAAGGACACAACCACAGGAGAGGAAACAAAGUCUGCAUCAACUGAAAGCAAAGACAAAACAGUUGGAGAGGUGAAACAUUCAGUUGAAAUCAAGGGUAAUGUACUGACUGAACAAGGUGGAGCUGAACACUCAGAGAAGACUGAUGGCAACAUAAGAAGUGAGGCUGAAAUCAAGGUUUCAUCUGAAACUGAGAAAAAAGAUGAAAAGCAGAUGGAAGCGAGUAAUGACAACAUAGCAGGAGGAGGAGAAGAGUCUGAAACCAAAUGUGAGACUGAUAAAAGAGACCCUUUGGAGGAGAGUACAGCUGACACCACGCUUGAUUCAAUGAAUGAUGAAGCUCAGCACUCAGAGACAAAGGACACGAGAGGGGAAACAAAGUCUGCAUCAGCUGAAAGGAAAGACAAAAUGGAGCCUGAGCUCACACUUGUGUUAAUCGGUGAUACUAAUUCCAUUGAGAUUGGACCAAAAAACAUUUUACUUGAACAUGACGAGCCAACAAAUGUGGAGCAUUUUUCCUCCAAACUGUAUGAUUUGUGUGGUCGGCACAUCUCCGUCAUUAACAGGCUUGGUUUUCCAAACAUUCACAGAAUCCCGUUAAAUCAGGGAAUUCAUGCGUUUGUCCUACUGCUGCCAAAUGGUCUGCACGUCAACCAUUACCACUCAGCAGUGCAGAGGUUAGAAAAAGCUUUCGGCAAAGACUUUCUUUCUUAUGUAAUGACAAUAGUGACUCAUGAGUUGGAUGAAACAUGUGAAAGUGCACUGGAAGACUUUAAAGAUUUCUCCAGUUUUGCUGAGCAAAGAUUCCACACAUGCAGAAGAAGUAUGACAGAUGAAAAAGAGAUGAUAGAUCUGUUGGAAAAAAUAGACGUCAUGGUCUCUGAAAAUGAUCGCCACUGCUACACAACACUGAUGUGUAAUGGGAAUAAAGAACAGAAAGAACAACUGGAGCAGAAACUCUACAAAGAAGAAACCACUGGGACAGAAAAUAUGGACCAUUCCUCUGAAACCAAGUGUAAUGCCCUGAAUGAAGCUGGUGGAGCUGAACACUCUGAGACAACUCAUGACGACACAGCAGGAGACGCUGAACUCAUGUCAUCACGACCUGAAACCAAAGAAAAGGAAGACAGCGACAGACAAACAUGUCAAGGAGAAACUGAAACACUGUUCCGAAGACUUCACCUUCAAUACCAACAGAAGUUGUCACCAGCAGACUUUCUCAAAAUAGGCCCACCUGUAAAAACGACACAAGACAUAUCUGAGAAAGAUUUCCCUAAUACUUUUCUUCAGAGGGUAAUGGUAUUAGACUACAGAGCCAGAUAUAUUCCUGAAAGACAGGGCAGUCCUGAUCUGAGACAUUCACAGUCUGUUGAAUCAGAUGACGAUGACUUAGAUGCUCUUUUUGGGACAACUGUAGAUGUUGAUGAAUCAAAACAAACCAACGUGCAUCCAAUGGAUGUUCAAAUGGCAGUAUUUCACUGCUCAGACAGCUUCCUUAAGCAGAACAUGAUUACAAAGUUAUCACAGUGUCAGUACGCCUUGCCUUUCCUUGUUCCUAACCCGGAGACCGCAACAAUCGAAUGUCCUCUGUGGACAUUUAGACAAAUAAUAAAGACAUGGAAGACAACUCAAGUCAAAGAUGAUUCAAAACUUGUCACCAUGAAGAGUAUGCCCAUCUGCAACGCUGAGACACACAUGGUGUCAUUUUUCCGCCUGGGUUCAUUAUCUGAGUCGAAAUCACAGCUCAUGAACUCUUUGAUUAACGACCGUCACAACACCUUCUUCCACAGAAACUGUCCAGGCAGCACCAAAUUUCGUCAUCUGAUGGACGGUGUGGCAGAGAUUGCCUGGUACUGCCCUGCAGGAAAACCUAAUGAUUCCUUCCCUGACUGCAUUGCCUUCUGUAAUCUUCAUGGUGAUGCUCUGAUGAUUGAAAAACAAACUAAAAUACUGACUGAAACUUCUUCAGUCAAUGUAGUUCUUGUACCAACUCUGGAAAAAAGACACAGAUGUACCACGGUCAUCUCAGAUCUUUACAAGUCUCAGAAGCCUCUCAUUAUUCUUAUCGCUGAUAAUGAUUGUGACUCAGUUCGGAUGAAACAAGGAAAGUACAAAAUGGGUCUGAAAGACAGAAGUCAAUCAGAUGUUUCAAAAACACUGAAAGGAAUUAUUGGAAACAUGUUGUCUGGACUACAAACCUCCUUCCAGCUCAAAUCUAUGGCCAAUGUCUCUGGAAUCAGAGUGGAUGAAGACGACCCAGUGUGUCGAAAAGGGGGAAAGGCAGCAAUGGAAAUAUUUAAUUUGAUUCAGGGGAUGGAUAUUUCAAAGAUCAAAGACAGAUUUCUCCCUUGUCAAGGCCAACUGUGGCACCAGUGGUCGAGAAUAAAAAAAGAACUGUAUCAUCUGAAAGGAAAUGUGGAGAAGGAAAAAAGUCAGAAAAAUCAGCAGCUGAUGAAAAUCAGAGAAGAUCAAUGCUCUGUUUCCUCUAGUGAACUGAUGAAGUCAUUCACUGAAAGCCUCAUUUCUUUGUCGUCCCAGGAGAAAGAGUACUUCCUGAAAUGGAUGCAGAUCUUAAUAGAUGCCCUCUCCACAGAUGAUCUGUCUUCAAUUCUCCAAAGCUAUGAUGAAAAAUGGUCUGAGGUCCUGGUUCUGAAGAAGAAACACCCCAAAUCUCCUUUGUUAAUAGGUAAACAAGAUGAGCUUGAAACAAUAUCAAAAAAACUGCAGUCAGCAACUUUUGGUUUGGAGCAUAUCUUUCGAGAAAUGGGACAGAUCUAUGAAGCUCAUCAAGCUCUGAAGAAACAACCAAACAGUGGGCAGACCAACUGGUCCAAAUACCCUAAACUGGCCGCGGAUCUGAUGAUAUCAGGACGCCCUAUGGAGCUGAUGGAUGGAGAUGCAGGUCAUGUGCCUUUAAUGUGGAUAUCUAGUGUUUUAGAAGAAGUCAUCAAGAAUUUGGGCGACCAGAGAGUUUUUGUGCUGUCGGUUCUGGGCGUACAAAGCAGUGGAAAAUCAACAAUGCUGAAUGCCAUGUUUGGAUUGCAGUUUGCAGUUAGUGCUGGUAGGUGCACAAAGGGUGCUUUCAUGCAGUUGGUCAAAGUGUCAGAGGAAAUACAGAAGGAUUUCAGGUUUGACUAUGUUCUCGUAGUGGACACUGAAGGACUACGUGCUCUUGAAUUGGCAGGUAACGCCACUCAUCACCACAAGAACGCACUGGCCACAUUUGUUGUUGGCCUGGGAAACAUGACACUGAUCAACAUCUUUGGUGAGAAUCCAGCUGAGAUGCAAGAUGUCCUGCAGAUUGUUGUCCAGGCUUUCAUGAGGAUGAAGAAAGUUAAGCUUUCUCCGAGUUGUGUGUUUGUUCACCAGAAUGUUACAGACAUUGGAGCUGCAGAGAAAAACAUGGAUGGAAAGAGACGCCUGCAAGAAAAACUGGACCAGAUGGCUCAGCUCGCUGCCAAAGAGGAGGUGUGUGACGUUGAGUGCUUCAGUGACAUCAUUGAAUUUGAUGUGCAACAAGAUGUGAAAUACUUUGCCCAGCUAUGGGAAGGAAGUCCACCAAUGGCUCCCCCAAAUCCUGGUUACAGUGAGAGUGUCCAAGAACUGAAGAGUAUGAUCCUCACUAAGGCUUCACAUUCUGCUGGAAUCACUCUCUCACAUUUUAAAAGCAAAAUUCAAGACCUGUGGAAUGCCCUGAUGAACGAACAGUUUGUUUUCAGCUUCAAAAACACGCUUGAAAUUGCAGCAUACAGAAAGCUUGAGGUCCAAUAUGGGAACUGGACCUGGAACCUUAGGAGCAGCAUGCUGACCAUUGAAAACCAACUUUACACCAGGAUUGAAAAUGGAAAACUUGACACUAUUGAUCCCAAUGAUCUCACUAAAGAACUGAGACAAACAUAUGAAAAAAUCAAGAAAGACAUGAUGUCACACUUCGAGGACAACAGAGACAAAGACAUGUUGGUUCAGUGGCGUAGCCGAUUUGAAAACAAAAUCAAGGAGUUUCAUGGGGAUCAGGUGAAAGAAGUGAAAAGGAAACUGGAUGACGUUAUCCAGCAAAAGAAAGCUUGUAAAAAGCUUGAUGACAAGAAGCCGGAGUUUGAGAACAAACUGCUACAAAAGAGCAAAGAGCUUGCUCAACAGUUAAAAGACAAGGCAAAGGAUGAAGAGGAGCUUCAAAAGCAUUUCAACUCUGUUUGGACUGACUGGGUCAAUGAAUUAACUGAAGAUAUAAAACCCAUUGAAGAUAUUAACUUGGAGGAAGAUCAAAUGUUCAUCUUUGAAGAGCUGGGGAUUGAACAGUUUCUCAUAAAUGAAUCCAACAGCAGUGGAAGAUACAAAAAUGUAUCAAAAGCUGGGAAUUACUGUGCUUAUAUAACCCAUAAGAAGUACCCUGAUCUCUAUAAUGAAAUCCAAAAAUCUCAAGAAAGUAAAAUAGAAACCAGCACACACACAGCCAAAAAAGAAUUUUCAGCAGCAUUAAAAGCUGGAUUGGACGUUGCUCAACAUAAGUUGGAAUUUUGCUCGACCACACAACAAAAUAUUGUUCCUCAUGAAGAACAGGAAAUGAUCAGAACCUUCAUUAACAACAUUGAACAACAGUCCUUUGAUGCAAUUAAGACCAAGCCUGUAGCAACAAGAGGCUACAGCCCAACUUACCUACAAGAAGUGGCCAAAAAUGUUCAAGAAGACGUGACAAAAUUUGAAUCAGAGAGGAACUAUUCAUUCAAUAAGGAGUUUACAGUUGACGUCUUGUUGUAUGUUUUUGAAGGGUUGGGGAGUUGGCUUUCAGAUUCUCACAAAACAUUUAAAAAGAACAAUGAUGCCCUCACUUAUCUGAACAACAAUAAACCACAAUAUUACAAUGUUUUAAGAAGCUUUUGCAAAGGAAACUCAUCUGCUGUUGUUUUUGGAGAAAUGAUCUGUGACAAACUGAAGGUUUCCACCGUUGAGGCUGUCUGUAACAAGACCGCCAUUGAUCUGGCAAAAGACAUGAGGUGCAGUUUCCCAGCAUUCAGUGGGAACAGGUUGGACUUGGAGAAACAUGUGUUGAAAUCACUUGCAGUAAAUGAGAACUUUGAUGAUUUCAUCAACUACAUACGACAUCCAAGGAGGCAAGUAGAGACUUUUAUAAAAGAAGAAGUAGAGAAAUACAUCUUCAGAGAACACGAAGGUAAAGCUCAGAAUAUACUGAAGAAAAACAUUGAUGACAUCAGUCAGCUUGUGAGACGAGCUUUAUUUGAAGCAACAGAAAGAGUCAAAACCCAGGGAGGAGACACAGAGAUGUGGGUGAACGAAUUUUCCUCUUUCCUCAAGGAUGAGCUGCCACUUGAUACCAUUUGUUGUAAAAACUUCAGUGACAUAAACAACUUUGACUUUCUUAAAGAAGAGAUAGAGAAAGGUCUGGUUAACAUCACUGAGGACAUGAACCACCUCUCCCUGGAUAAGAUGAAGGAAUUCAGACUGAGACCUGAUCAAAUCCUCAUUGAUCAGCUGUGUAAGUGCUGCUGGGAAACGUGUCCAUUCUGUGGAGCUGUUUGCAUCAACACCCUGGAAGAUCACAGUCCUGAUGACCACAGUGUCCCUUUUCACCGGUCAUCUGCAAUCAAUGGUUGGCACUUCACAGACACAGACAUAAUGAGUGUUGAUUUCUGCACAACAAAAGUUGCAAGUGACAGAAAUUUCCGUCCUGAUAAAACUUCAGAAGACUGCUAUCCUUACAAACAGUACAGAGAAGCUGGACCAAGGUAUGCUAACUGGAGAAUCACCCCAGAUGAAUCAAAGCUGAAAUACUGGACAUGGUUUGUGUGUCGAUUUAAAAAAGAACUGGAAGACUACUAUAAGUUAAAAUUCAAGGGCAAAGGUGAAAUUCCCAGCAAGUGGAAAACACACACAAAAGAAGAGGCUAUUCAGAGUCUACAUGACAUUGUGAGUGAAACAAAAUAAUUACAACUCUACCACAAAUCAUGAUGACUGUAUUUCCUAGUACAAUUCUAUAGAGCAGCAUGCACACAAUUGUAAAUUGUGUUUCAAUAAAGAAUAUGUGAUCUUUUGUAUUUUUCAUACUGUUAUUCUGUAUUUGUAUUUGAAACAACCAUCCCUGAUGGAAGGUUAUUUUUGUUUAAGUAUUUGUGGUGUUAUAUUAGCAUUGUUUUAUGGAGAUGAUGGGCUAACUGCUUUAAAUAAAAUGAAACGCUAUAUUUGCUUGUAUUCUAAAAAAAUCUCACAAUAAAUAACUGAAAUGUGAAAACAC